Messenger RNA from Mycena indigotica, 2013 nucleotides. Its product is annotated as Calcineurin temperature suppressor Cts1. Lineage: Eukaryota; Fungi; Basidiomycota; Agaricomycetes; Agaricales; Mycenaceae. The record is from RefSeq and is a predicted model, not a curated record. The transcript is spliced from 6 exons. Bases 1 to 2013 code for a protein of 670 amino acids.
AUGAUCGCGACACCUUUUCCUCUUCUGUCAUCUUCAACAAUGCCAACAGCAAUUGGCACGCUAAUAGUCGUGAUACUCAAAGCAAAUCACCUUCCCAAUAAACGCCACAUCGGCAAGCAGGACCCCUACUGUCUUGUGUCACUCAACGGCACCAAACAACGCACAAAGGUCAUCAAGCGUGGUGGUCAACAUCCAGAGUGGGAUGAAGAACUGCGGUUUACCAUGUAUGAGGAGGACGAGUCGACUGGUCCCAAUGGUACACCCCCACCGCCUCCGCCCAAGGACGGCAAACGGAAAAUUCAAGGUGGCACAAUAAUGAAGUUGUCGUGUUUUGCGGACGAUCCUCGUGAACCUGGCCUCAUCGGGCAGGCAGAUGUAGAUUUAACAGAAGUUCUCACAAAGGGCGAGACGGAUGAAUGGUUUACGCUGAUGAACAAGGACAAAUUCGCUGGCAAAGUAUAUCUCGAGUUGACCUUUUUCUCCAACGAGGAGCCACCCGCACCGAAGCCACGACCGGCUGUGCCUCAAAAUAAUAGGGAAUAUAGCGGACCUGGUUCUUUCACGGCUUCAGAAGAGUUUCCCUCUGGUCCCUCUGGCGCAAACUUUCCGCCGACUCGAAUAGCAUCGACGAGUAGCAGCUAUGCCCAUCCCCGGCGCCCAUCGGACUCUACACCACCAGGGACUAUCCGUGCAUCUCAUUCAAACUCUCAAAUCGAGUAUUAUCAACCACCGUAUGAUCAACCGCAGCAACCACAAAAUACGAGAGGCAGGGUCGCAUCAUUUAGCACAUUGACGAAUGAUUUUGGAGACUUGAGUGUCGGAGACAAUCCUCGGAGAAGAGAGAGCUUCCCCCCUCCCCAGUCGACCAUUCUUGGAACGUAUUCCCAAUCAGGAUUCCAUGGAUAUGAACCGUCUGUUCCAGAGUCAGGUCCGGGUUAUUCUUAUGAGAGGCCGAUUACUCCUCCCUAUGGCAACUAUGCUCCUCCUCCCGCUGCCCCAUAUCGUCCGGCCUAUGAUUCUGGAUCAGGCCCAUACAAUACGCCACCCUCAAGGGGUCCUCGCUACAGUAUGCCGGCAACUUCGUCAGGUUUCAUGCCUCUGUCCAGUUCUACAUCAUCUGGCUUUGCCCCACUGACACCUGAGCCGACUGGGUUUGCACCGACUCUUCCACCGACUCCAGCUCCCCCGAUGAAUUAUUCACCUUCUCAUAUCAAUGGCAUCACUUCUUAUACUCCUGCACCAAGUCAAACGCCUGCACCAGGAUACCCUCCUGCCCCAUCCACUUUCCAAGGUCUCCCACCUGGCCAACCAUAUGGGUAUCCUCAAUAUCAGCCACCACCUGUUCAGUAUAACACGCCUCCACCUCCACAGCCUCAACAGAAUUAUACUCACCCACCCUCUCCCACCCAUCCUCCGUUGACACAUAGCACUUCCCUUUCAUCGAGCACUGGACCUGGAUCACGUCCACUACCUCAGCAACCAGUUCAUAGCCAGAGCCUGCCUCCCCCUCCGCCCGCUCAAUACUUCUCUCCUCCCGCAAGCCAGCCAAGUGUUGUCAACUCGCAACCUCCUGGGUCUUAUAGUCCAUCACAUCCGAGCCCAUCGGCUUUCCACGAGUCGUACAGUCCAUCUCAUCCAACUAGCUCUGCAUUCCAUGAAAGCUAUGUGCCUCCCCCGCCCCAGCCAUACGAACAUAGUGUGCCAUAUCAUUCACCGGGUUUACCGCCUCCCCCGCCAAACGGAGUUUCUCCGCGAAGACAGUCCAGUCUUCCAACUCCACCAACCCACCACCAGCAGCCGACUUAUGUAAACCCAUUACCGCCCCCACCGCCACCUCCGAUUGAUUACUCAGUACCUCCUCCGCCACCCAUUCCAUCAGCCAUCAACCAAAGCCAACCGUACUACCCCGGACCUCCACCCCGGCCUCCUGGUCAGCUUGAUGGAUCUGCAUGGAUGAACCAGCCACCUCCCCCUCCCCCUCAACAUUCAUAUUCAGUCCAAAGCUGGAACUGA